GCCCACCCUGGGCUAGCGAAAGCGUCUUCGUGGUUCUGUGCGGGCAGAGCUGGCAGCAGCAAACCCCACGGACGCUCACACCCCACCGGCUUCCUGAUUUGGGGGUUAUAACACCAGGAGUGCAGUGUGACAGCUCCUUCCCACCAGAGAACAGCAACACCAGCGUCCAGGCAAGAAGGUUCACCCUUCUCCAUUGUGCCCGGAGGCUGUGAAGAAGUCAGUUCGAUGGAAAAAAAUACAGCAGUGCUCUGAACAAGAGUCGUUUUGACCCCUGAGUGCUUUCGAGAUAUCUAGGAAACAGACAGUCUGCCUGUGUAAACUCACACCCUGAGGCCAAGAAACACCCACCUGAUGUGACCUGCUGUUGUCAAGCAGAUGGAGUUUCCAGUUUGUUCUGAACAGAUUAUAAAUAUGAAAAGGUGGUUAGUAAACCAGCUCUGUCAAGAAAACAGCACAAGAAGUUCUACUGCAGAAACAAGACUCCAAUACUGCAGAACCUGUUCAGUGCUUCAGAACAUGAGAGAAACCGAAAACCAGAUUGAAAAGAACUUCGUAGGAAUGCAAAUGAAAGAGAGAAUAGGAAGAGCCAGGGAAGGUUGGCCUGGCUUGGAACUGCAAGGUGAUGGAUCAAACUGGCACUUUAAGCUGUUGAAGAAAAAAAAGCAAACCAAGACAUAAUCAUGGCUGACAACAGUACCUUGGUGUCUGAAACUGGGAAGAGCCUCUUGGCUGAUUCUUCUGUCCUUGAAUCAAAAAUUACAGAAACCUCUAAAGAGAAUGCAUUUCCUGGAUCUGUUGUGCACAUUGAAGAAGAAAUGCCUCAAAUAGAAACCAGAGUGGUUUUGGUUCAGGAAGCAGGGAGACGUGAGGAGCUUCUGAAAGCCUUGGAGACCAUUAAGAUAAUGGAAGUACCAGUUUUAAAGAUAAAGGAAACUAGUCCUGAUAAAUCAGAAGAAAGACUAAUUAAAAGUAUAAUUCAUAUGGAAAUUAAAGUGCCCUACAUAAAGACAGACACGGUAGAAGAGCUUGGAGAUUUUGAUUCCCCAGAAUUUGAGAGUGUCUUUGUUGUGUCAGAAUUUCAAGAUUCUCCCUUUAACAACCUCUGCAAAGCAGCUUGCCGAGUCAUUGGACCUCCAGUAGUGCUGCACUGUGCACAAAAAGGAGAGCCUUUGCCUUUCUCUUGUCGUCCACUGUACUGUACAAGUAUGUUGAACUUGGUACUGUGCUUUACAGGAUUCAGAAAGAAAGAGGAGUUGGUGAAGCUGGUGACCCUGGUUCAUCAUAUGGGUGGAACUAUUCGAAAGGACUUUUGCUCAAAAGUUACAUACCUGGUGGCUAACUCAACACGUGGAGACAAAUUCAGAGUGGCUGUAAGCCUUGGUAAGCCUAUUGUGAAACCCGAGUGGAUUUAUAAAGCUUGGGAGAAAAGGAAUGAAACUGAUUUCUGUGCAGCUGAUGUUGACUUCAGAAAUCAGUUCAAAAUUCCUCCCUUCCAGGACUGCAUGUUAAGCUUCCUUGGAUUCUCUGAUGAUGAGAAGGCUAACAUGGAAGAAAUGACAGAAAUGCAAGGAGGACAAUAUUUACCAGUUGGUGAUGAAAGGUGUACGCACUUAGUGGUUGAAGAAAAUACAGUGAAAGAGCUUCCAUUUGAACCUUUAAAAAACCUCUAUGUUGUAAAGCAAGAGUGGUUCUGGGGAAGCAUUCAAAUGGAUGCCAGAGCUGGAGAGUCCAUGUAUUUAUUUGAGAAGUCAGACAGUCCUGGCCUCAAGAAGUCUGUGUCACUGCUUUCUCUGAAUACUCCAAACAGCAAUCGCAAAAGACGCCGCUUGAAGGAGACCCUUGCCCAGCUGACCAGAGAAACGGACAUGUCACCCUUUCCUCCCUGCAAACGUCCCUCGGCCGAGCACUCGCUUUCUAUCGGCUCCUUGCUGGAUAUCUCUAACACUCCAGAGUCAAGCACUGCCAAUGGAGAAACGCCAAAAUCCUGUGCAAGACCUUCCAAAAACUCAACUCCUCUUCCAGUAAAGCAGUCUGCAAGAUGGCAGGUUGCAAAGGAAUUGUAUCAGACAGAAAGUAACUAUGUUGAUAUUCUAACAACAAUCAUUCAGUUAUUUCAAGUUCCACUGGAGAAGGAAGGACAGCUUGGAGGCCCAAUCCUUGCACAGGAAGAGAUUAAGACCAUAUUUGGCAGCAUUCCAGAUAUUCUAGAUGUCCAUAUCAAAAUCAAGGAAGACUUGGAAGAUCUUAUGAUUAAUUGGACUGAAAGCAGAAGUAUUGGUGAUAUCAUUCUUAAAUAUUCAAAGGACUUGUUGAAAACAUAUCCUCCUUUUGUGAAUUUCUUCGAAAUGAGCAAGGAGACUAUUACUAGAUGUGAAAAGCAGAAGCCAAGGUUUCAUGCCUUCCUGAAGAUAAACCAAGCCAAACCUGAGUGUGGUCGCCAAAGCUUAGCUGAACUCCUUAUCCGUCCCGUUCAAAGGCUGCCUAGUGUUGCUCUACUACUAAAUGAUAUUAAGAAGCAUACAGCAGAAGAGAACCCAGAUAAAGUAACUCUGGAGAGAGCUAUUGAAUCGUUAAAGGAAGUGAUGACACACAUCAAUGAAGACAAAAGAAAAACAGAGGCACAAAGGCAAUUCUUUGAUGUUGUCUAUGAAGUUGAUGGAUGUCCAGCUAAUCUCUUGUCCUCUCAUCGAAGCUUAGUUCAGCGUUUGGAAACCGUAGCACUCAGUGAUGACCUUUGUGACAGGGGAGAACAGGUCACACUUUUUCUGUUCAGUGAUUGCCUGGAGAUUGCAAGGAAACGGCAUAAAGUUAUUGGUGUUUUCAAGAGUCCACAUGGCCACACAAGGCCUUCUCCAUCUCUCAAGCAUGUUGUUCUGAUGCCUCUCUCACAGAUCAAGAAAGUCCUAGACAUCAGGGAGACAGAAGAUUGCCAUAAAGCUUUUGCCUUAGUUGUGCGGCCUCCUACCGAACUCAACAACAAGCUGCUGAGUUUCCAGAUGACAACCGAGGAACUUCCCAAGGAAGAUUGGUUGAAGAUGUUGUGCCGGCAGGUGGCGAACACUAUUUGUAAAGCAGAUGCAGAAAAUCUGAUUUAUACUGCUGAUCCCGAUUCACUUGAAGUAAAUACUAAAGAUAUGGAUAGUACUUUAAGCAGAGCAUCCAGGGCAAUAAAGAAAACAUCCAAAAAGGUUACAAGAGCAUUUUCUUUCUCCAAAACACCAAAGACCGCUUUUGGAAGGGCUUUAACAUCUCACAGUGCAACAGAAGGAAGAAGUCCCAGCUUAGCUAAUGAGAGCUACAUAGGCAGCCGACUGACCAGUUCCUCGUCGUUAGCGGGGAUUUCUUCUCCUUCCUUGGUCAGCCUUCCCUCUGUCUUUGAAAAGAGGAGUCAUACGCUAAGUCGAUCAACAACCCACUUGAUAUGAAGCAGGAUUGAAAUACAGGGCUGUGUUUGUAGUGACUGACAGCAGCUGGCUGCUCAAGUGACCUGUUCCUGACAUUAAUGGUACCUUAGUCAUUAGCACUUAGCAAUGAUUAGCAAAACGUUAGAAAACACUAAGAUAAUCACAAGAGGUUUAAGUUGUAUUGACGCAGGAUCAGCUAAUCAGUGGAAUAAGUACGUUGGUCUUUACUUAAGAUGCAGUAUUCUCUUGCCCAGACUUGUUUUCUCACCAUCAUAAUGGAAGUAUUUUCUUCUGUGGGAAUUGUCCACUCUAGACAAGAAACCACUCUGUCAGAUUUUGAAAUGAAGAUGAUGUGCCCAUAACUUAGCGCUAGUUUGGGUGACUCUGAUGCUUGCCUAACCUCAUCAGCUGGCAGAGCACUCCGGUGUUUGAAUUGCUGAUUUGAGUGGAGAUGCAUUAUGAAGUACCUGACCUUUCAAGUGUGACAGUUAACCUGUUGUACAGCUGCUUAUUCCAGAUACUGUAUAAAUGUAGUUGUUUCUAAAAGAAACUAGAAUGCAGCUUCUGUGAUUAUGGUAGUCUGCAGCCUUGCUGUAACUCAACGCCACGGUGCCUGUCUUUAUCUGAACAGCAAGUUUUAAAGGCUGUGACUGGCUUUGGCAACCAAAAGCAAUCAACUGAAUUCUUUGAAUUUCUUUGGAGUGGAAGUUUGAGGAAAAGAAUUGUGCUUCCUUCUAGCAACCCCCCCCUCCCCAACCCCGAACUGCCACACACUUGGUUAAAGAAUAAUUAUUUAAUGUGUGGGAUUAUCGAUGUGGCGGCAUAACUUGAGGGCCCAGUUUUGGUGUGUCCAAGGUCAGGUCUAGGACUCCUCAAGCUUUUACCUGGCUUUCCCCAGUCUUGAUGUCUUCCUUCCAAAGUCUUUGCUCCCUUCUUCCAUCUCUGAGCAGUUAGCAUGAUGCAGUGCUGUCUCAGGAGCUAUCUUAAUAGGUAUAUUUCUGCAUUUCAUUAAUGGUUUCACUCUCUGUCUGCAUCAGCAGGAGUUCUCAACUUGGGCUUUCUUUUUAACCACCGGUGUCUUAUGUCUAUAUUUAACUAGUGAUGGUUCUGAAUGUGUCACUUUACUGCUUUUUAUAUCUCUCUUUGCCAAUCCAAUGUAAAUAAACUGUUUAAAAUUGCUCAUGGCUUUGCUAAA
Pogoniulus pusillus (Red-fronted tinkerbird) is the source of this 4599-nucleotide messenger RNA. RefSeq names its product epithelial cell transforming 2 (gene ECT2). The transcript is spliced from 28 exons. The coding region runs from base 681 to 3425 and encodes 914 amino acids. Gene Ontology annotation, molecular function: GTPase activator activity; guanyl-nucleotide exchange factor activity. NCBI's taxonomy places the organism in Eukaryota, Metazoa, Chordata, Aves, Piciformes, Lybiidae. Gene Ontology annotation, cellular component: cell cortex; nucleus. Gene Ontology annotation, biological process: intracellular signal transduction; regulation of cytokinesis, actomyosin contractile ring assembly; mitotic cytokinesis. The record is from RefSeq and is a predicted model, not a curated record.